AUGACCUACAGGGCCGCGCUUUCCGACGGGCGCUCCAGGAGCAGGGCACUAGUGCCCGGCGGCUCCCCCAGCGGCUCGCGCCCCCGCGGCUUCGCCAUCACCGACCUGCUGGGCCUGGAGGCUGAGGUGCCCGCGCCUGCCGGCCCCGGUGCAAGAUCGGGUUGCGAAGCCUCGGCUGCCGCCCCCUGCAUGGGCCCAGGUCUCGGGGGCGCCUGCCUGGUGCGCGGGGCCCUCCCACUGGGGCUCGGCCUUCUCUGCGGCUUCGGCGCGCAGCCUCCUGCGGCCGCUCGGGCGCCCUGCCUGCUCCUAGCCGACGUGCCGGUCCUGCCGCCCGGGGCGCCCGAAUCUGCUGCCCCGCAAGCUCCAGGUCGCCUGCCCGCCACGCUCAGCAGCCAGAAGAGAAGCGAGAGCGUCUUGGCGUCCGAUGAGGACAGCCCAUCUGAAGACAGGAGUGGCCUGAAGGUGUCCCCAUCUUGUGGCAAGAGGAAGAAGAGGCGGCAUAGGACUGUUUUCACUGCCCACCAGCUGGAAGAGCUGGAGAAGGCAUUCAGCGAGGCCCACUACCCUGAUGUGUAUGCCCGGGAAAUGCUGGCUGUGAAAACUGAGCUCCCUGAAGACCGAAUACAGGUCUGGUUUCAAAACCGGAGGGCCAAGUGGCGGAAGCGGGAGAAGCGCUGGGGUGGCAGCAGCGUGAUGGCCGAGUAUGGGCUUUAUGGGGCCAUGGUGCGACACUGCAUCCCACUGCCAGACUCCGUCCUUAACUCCACUGAGGGUGGCCUGAUUGGUUCCUGUGCACCCUGGCUCUUGGGGAUGCAUAAAAAAUCCACAGAGAUGAUAAGGAAAUCAGGAAAUGAAGAAAAGCUGGCAGGACUCUGGGACUCAGAGCACUUCCAGGAAGGUUCUAGCCCAGGACAGGCAGGAUCCCAGAAAGGCUCAGAUGAAGCCAGCCCUGAGAACAGCUUGGAAGAUGUGGCCAUGGAUCUCUCCAGCUCUGCCCGGCAGGAGACCAAGAAAGCACACCAGGCUGCCAGUGCCCAAGGAUGUUCAGACUCCUUGGGGCUGGAGGGGUUCCAGCCAGGAAAGGUGGGAGCCUGA
This is a messenger RNA of Nyctereutes procyonoides (raccoon dog), 1095 nucleotides long. RefSeq names its product visual system homeobox 1 (gene VSX1). Bases 1 to 1095 code for a protein of 364 amino acids. Gene Ontology annotation, cellular component: nucleus. Gene Ontology annotation, biological process: regulation of DNA-templated transcription. The record is from RefSeq and is a predicted model, not a curated record. Gene Ontology annotation, molecular function: DNA-binding transcription factor activity, RNA polymerase II-specific; transcription cis-regulatory region binding. The transcript is spliced from 5 exons. NCBI's taxonomy places the organism in Eukaryota, Metazoa, Chordata, Mammalia, Carnivora, Canidae.